AUGUCCUUCACCCCCUGGCAACCUCAACGCCCUUUUGUCAACUUGCCAACGACGGCUCGGACUGUAAGGAGUGUUUCUAAAUCCAAUGACACCAAAGAGGACAAACAUGAUAGUUCCACCAUGGUUGACUCUGAAGGGCGGCCAUGCAAGCCGAGCAAACACGACACUACACUCAUGGGGAGGACCUUGAACGUAUUACCGAAAAAGCACUCACGACUAGGGCAACCCAAGGAUAUACCGGUUCAAGGAUUACAAGAGUGUCUUGCGUACGGGCAGCAACCAUUUGGGACGGCACUGGUACAACCCGUCUACAAGUUCAAUGGCGUCGACGGGUAUCAGCUCCAUGCAUAUACAACAGUCUACUACUUGAAUGGGACUUGGCAACUGUGGCUCGUAUGCAAACCAAAUACGGAAGACAUAGCAUUCAUGACGAGGGGACUAAACAAAUGGGGUACACCAUACGAUUUGCAGGCUGCUCCGGACGACGCUGCAGUCAUGGAUAAUUCGGAAACAGCAGGAUUGAGAGGACGAACCGAGGAUCCCGUCAUCGUACCGGCUCGAGAAGUACAAGCGCAUCUGCAGGUCGGGCACGGGCGGCAACUCGAGUCUCCGAGGCUUGAUUCGACAACGACUGACAAAUCGAGUGGCGGCAGGAGGAAACUACGUUAUACCGAAGCGAGCGACUUGAAUGGGGCCAGGUUAAUACGUGGGCCAGUCGGGAAGGGAUUAGACGCGCUGGUUGAUAAUUUUCGAGGUGAUUCUCAAGAUCCUGUAGCAGACGACUUGCAAAGCGACGCGGACUCUGAUGCCACCACGAAGAUAGCUUACGAAGACCCUCUAAGGCUGACCAAGGACUUCACACCGGACCUCAUACCAACUAGGAUGGAUAACGAGGACUCACUGGCGAUUUGUAGCGAAUAUGACUCGGACGCUACAGCGAAGCCAGAUCGAGCUCGAAGAGAUUUACCUCGGUAUCCGAGUUAUGAAGACUUGGACAACCAUGAGUUCUUUGGACGGCGCAUGAUCACGAACGGAAGCAUUGACGAAGUUUGCAGUGACGCAGGGUCUAGCAGCUCGAGCGAAGACGAGGACUACGAUGAUGACGGCUCAUCUAAUGGCAUGCACGCAGAGGAACCCGUCGAUAACAUUGGCGACGACGAAUCGGCCUCAGACGACGAUGCGCCCCCUCACGAGUUCUCGUACGAAGAGCUACUGCCGUAUCGCAAUACAGGGUGGCUCCACGUAGCGCCGUACCUCCGAUAUCCCGACUACGAGUUGCAGUCUGAUAUCCGCAACGUGCGCGGGCGACUGCCUGAAUCGUCAGUUCGAGGCCUUGAACGCUAG
Molecule: messenger RNA, 1344 nt
Organism: Pleurotus ostreatus (oyster mushroom)
Lineage: Eukaryota; Fungi; Basidiomycota; Agaricomycetes; Agaricales; Pleurotaceae
Exons: 1
Coding region: 1-1344 (447 amino acids)
Source: RefSeq, a predicted model, not a curated record